AACACGUGAUAUUCCCGUGAGGAGGGAGGACUUGCCUAGCAGAAACUUCUUUACGCUCUUGCACGAAAGCCAAACAACUAAACGGCGAAAGAAUGAUGCUUACAGUGCUAAAGAUUUGGAGUGUUGCUUGUUUGUUGUGGGUAGCAACAGCUGUUGAGAGAAAUGAAAAGCCUAACGUUGUCAUAAUGCUGAUGGACGAUAUGGGGUGGGGAGACUUGGGCGUAUUUGGUCAGCCAGCUAAAGAGACACCUAACCUUGACAAGAUGGCAACAGAAGGGAUGCUCUUUCCUGAUUUCUAUAGCGCCAAUCCACUUUGUUCUCCAUCACGUGCAGCACUGCUUACUGGACGCCUUCCAAUUCGUAAUGGAUUUUACACAACUAAUGCUCAUGCUAGAAAUGGUUACACACCACAAAUCAUUGUUGGAGGAAUUCAGGAUAAUGAAGUGCUUUUACCAAAGCUGCUUAAGUCUGAAGGAUACAGCAGUAAAUUAGUAGGCAAAUGGCAUCUUGGUCAUCAACCACAGUUCUUGCCACUGAAGCAUGGAUUUGAUGAAUGGUUUGGUGCUCCAAAUUGUCAUUUUGGCCCUUACGACAAUAAGAAAACUCCUAAUAUACCUGUAUAUAGAGAUGACAAAAUGGUUGGAAGAUAUUAUCAGCAAUUUCCCAUCAACCAUAAAACUGGAGAAUCUAACCUGACUCAGAUUUAUACAGAGGAAGCCCUUGAUUAUAUUGAAACUCAAGCUAAAAUGCAGAGACCAUUUUUCUUAUAUUGGGCCCCAGAUGCCACACACACACCAUUGUAUGCUUCGUCAAGUUUCCUGGGUACUAGCCAGCGAGGAAUAUAUGGAGAUGCAGUAAGAGAGCUGGAUGACAGUGUUGGCAGGAUUCUUCAAAAAUUGAUAAAUCUUGGUAUAUCCAACAAUACGUUUGUUUUCUUUUCAUCUGAUAAUGGAGGAGCCUUAUACGCCAAAACAAAAGGUGGAAGCAAUGGACCAUUUCUUUGUGGCAAGGAGACAACAUUUGAAGGUGGAAUGAGGGAACCAUCUAUAGCUUGGUGGCCGGGAAAGAUCAAACCAGGCCAGGUAUUAAAUACAGUCUUGUCAGACAAUGGGUGAUUACAGAAAGUAUCCAUACCCUACAGGGGACAUCUUCAUCUAAAUCCCUCCCCCCCUGGCUUUGGAAUUACAAUCUGUUUUACCCCCUCCCCCCAGCAUGCCUUUGGAAUCAUGUAAACCCUGCUUCAGAGGGCUUUUUUCUUUUGUUCCCCGCAGUAAUCUGGAAAUUC
Molecule: messenger RNA, 1285 nt
Organism: Orbicella faveolata
Lineage: Eukaryota; Metazoa; Cnidaria; Anthozoa; Scleractinia; Merulinidae
Product: N-acetylgalactosamine-6-sulfatase-like
Molecular function (GO): arylsulfatase activity; N-acetylgalactosamine-6-sulfatase activity
Source: RefSeq, a predicted model, not a curated record